GGCCAUAUUGGAUUUUGACGUUAAUCUAACAAAAAUCAAAGUUAACGGUUUUCUGAAUGUUAUGUGUUGUAUGGUUAUGCCGUUGAAACUUAUUGCUGAAUGUUGUAUAGUUGAAAUAAAAGUGAGAUAGAAGUGAUUAUAUUAUAUAUCGGCAUACACAAAUUACACAUAGAGAUGGGAGAUAAUGGCGAGUUAUCAGGUGCAGAAGUCGAUACAUCUCUUCAUGUUAAUAAGCAGUUAGCAAUGGCUUUAAAUACGGAAAAAGUACAACAUGCUCGUACAACAGCAACUUUAUGUAGGGAACGCCAAGAAUUAAUGAUGAAGCAUCACGAACUUGCUGUUUUAAGAAACUCAAUGAAGUUAAUUCUUGAAAAUGCAAAUAACAUAUCCUCCCUUUUUUUGAACAUAUUUAAUGAGAUACAAAGAGUAAUGGGCCCAGCUGAACAAUCAAAUGUAACCAAUGAAAACUCAGAAAGUAACAAUAAUAUAAAUAUUUUAAAAGAUGUGAUCGUAACGUCUGCAGAAAAAUUGUCACCUUUAAAAACUUUAAUUCAACAAGAAAUCGAAAAUAAUGGAUCAGAUGCAGAAGAAGAUGUACAUAAUGAACCAAAUAACUUGAAUUCAGAAGACGAACUAGACGAAGAAGCACAAAACAGUGAAAAUUGUAAAAAGCGAAGGUUGGAAACGCUUGCAGAAGAAACAGAAAACGAAUACAUCACUAUGCGUUAUAAACAACAUUGUAGUAAUCAAGAAAAUGAUGAAUCAUUUAGUAAUUUGUCACCUAACAUUGUAUCUACAAAUGAAACACAGAUAUCACGUAGUUCUAGGAAAUUAAUCCCAAAGAGAAUACCAUUGAGUGAAAAUAAUUCGCUUUUAGCAAGCUCCCCUGAAUCAUAUUUAUUAUUACAGCAAAAUAUUCAAUCAAAACAUUCACCACUCAAUGAGAAUGUUUCAAAGAUUUUAGGAAGUACCAAAAAUAGGAAAUCACAAAGAAAUAAUAAGAAACCUCCACAUAUCACCAUAACUAGGGCUUCUAAAAAGAGUAAAAAGGAAUUGGAUUCUUUUGAGAAGAUUUCUGAAGUCUCUACAUAUAAUGAUUGUAAUAUAGAGAGUCCGCAGAAUUCAGAAAUUCAACAAGAUGAUGUAACUUUUAAUACUUUUAAAAAAAUACCUUCUUCUGCCAUUAAUCAAACAUCAACACCUUAUGCAACUGCUUCAACAUCAAACUAUAAUGGUAAUUUUAUUACGAGACGUAGAAAUAAAUUAAGUGAUGAAAUUAAUAGUCCUUCUACCAGUAUAUUAAAACCUUGUACUGUUAAAGUGGAAAGAAUGCCUUUGAGUUCUGCAACUAAUUCCAUAAAUAUGACAUCACAAAGAGAUCUUGUCGUUGAUGAAUUGGAUACUGUUAAAAAAAGAUCUAGUAGAGCUGCAAAAGCACAAAAGUCAUAUAAAGAACCAUCAUUGAUAAAGAAAUUGAGAAGAGAAUGAAGUAAAUAAAUUAAUAAAAAUUAAAAAAAAAUUAGGCUAAAGUGAAAAUUUACAGAAGUGAGAUAGUUAUAUUUAUUUGUGAUUUAACAUUUUUUAUUAAAUCUUUAUGUCAUUUAGUUGCCAUAUUUUCCAAUAAUAAUUUUACCAAACUUA
Messenger RNA from Onthophagus taurus, 1641 nucleotides. RefSeq lists its product as uncharacterized. The record is from RefSeq and is a predicted model, not a curated record. Gene Ontology annotation, biological process: meiotic chromosome segregation. Gene Ontology annotation, cellular component: chromosome, centromeric region; nucleus. Lineage: Eukaryota; Metazoa; Arthropoda; Insecta; Coleoptera; Scarabaeidae.